CAGCGGUCCUGCCUCAUGGCCUUCAGUGACCUCCUGCAGCAGCUGGGGGGGGUCGGCCGCUUCCAGCAGAUCCAGGUGACUUUGUUGUUGCUCCCCCCGCUCCUGCUGACCUCCCACAUCACCCUACAGAACUUCACCACCACCAUCCUCACCCAUCACCGCCACCUGCCUGCCAAUGCCAACCUCAGUGAGGAUGGGGAGCUGAACGCCUGGCCGCCCUUGGACGGGCAGGGGCAGCCCGAGUCCUGCCUCUGCUUCACCUCCCCACAACGGGGACGGCCCUUCCCCAAUGGCACAGACAUCAAGGGCACAGCAGCCACAGAGCCCUGCACCAGUGGCUGGAUCUACAGCAAGAGCACCUCCCCUUCCGCCAUCGUGACCGAAUGGGACCUCCUGUGCGCACACCAGAACUUGCCCCAGCUGACCCUACUCAUUUUCACGGCAGGGAUGCUGUUUGGAGACUUGGUGUUUGGGAACUUGGUAGACAGGGUGGACCACAGGGAGGUACUGACCUGGAGCUACCUGCAGGUAGCGGGGUCAGAGGCCUGCACUGCCUUCACACCCAACUUCACAGCCUACUGCACUCGCCGCUUCCCUUCAAGCGUGGCUAUAAGGGGCCUCACCUCCAACUCCCUGACACCUAGAGAGAGGGGCCCUGGGUGGGCUGGGCUUGUGGGUUCAGUGGAGCAGGGGACCAGACCAAUUCAGACCUCAGCUCCUUCCGAGUACAAAGCUGAGACCACCUGUCCCAGCACCCAUACCUACCAAGGCCUCCCUUGGGGCUUGGAGUGGCUGCCCAUCCAUGCCGGCCCAGUUCUGAGCUUCUUAUUUGGGUUAGUCUGCAGCCUCUGCCAGUUCUCCCCACCUGGCAUGGCUUAUGCUGUGCCCUACUGGCGCCACCUGCAGCCAUUGGUCUCUCUGCCCUUCUUUGUCGCCUUCAUCUACUCCAGAACCUGUGCCUCCCAGGACAGGGGUUGGGAGGAGGAGUUGCCCGGGAGGCCUGGACCUAAGCCCUCUGCACCCAAGCAGCUGCUUCACAUGCACCUGCGGAAGGGCCUGAGGAUGAAUGCGGCCCAGCCCUCAACGUUGCAGCUGCUACGCUCCCCGCCGUUCGCCACCUCCUCCUCUGCCUCCUGCCGCCGUGGGCGCUCCAUCCUCAGGCAGGCAGGAGACAGACAGACUGAUGGACAGAAGCAGAUUGAGAAAACAGAGCAGACUGGGAAGGUCCGUACUCGACCUCGGCUACCUCGGCUUAAUCACCAGUUGUUCCGCCACAUCACAAUGGCUGUGUCGGGAAAAGGCUGUGAGACUGGCUCCUUGAACUGCCUCCUCUUGUACACCAGGGAGCUGUCGCCCACAGUGAUGCGAGUGGCCCCUGUGGCUGCCACCCUCUUCCUGCCGGAGACCCAGGGCCAACCUCGGCCCAGCAAGAUUCAGGACCUGGAGAUAAGAUGGAAAAGGAAACUGGGGCAGGAGCAGCAGAUGGUCGCGCUCCAGGCCCCCGAGGACUGA
Messenger RNA from Phyllostomus discolor (pale spear-nosed bat), 1512 nucleotides. RefSeq names its product solute carrier family 22 member 6-like. Lineage: Eukaryota; Metazoa; Chordata; Mammalia; Chiroptera; Phyllostomidae. The record is from RefSeq and is a predicted model, not a curated record.